Molecule: messenger RNA, 1824 nt
Organism: Ustilaginoidea virens
Lineage: Eukaryota; Fungi; Ascomycota; Sordariomycetes; Hypocreales; Clavicipitaceae
Exons: 2
Coding region: 1-1824 (607 amino acids)
Biological process (GO): protein dephosphorylation
Molecular function (GO): cation binding; protein serine/threonine phosphatase activity
Source: RefSeq, a predicted model, not a curated record
AUGUUUGGCGGGAAUUACAAUUCUUCAGGAUCCAAGACAGAAAGCGACACGACCAAAGCCGAAGCGAAAACGCCCUCGUCCGGGUCAGACUCGAGUGCCAAUGCUUCAGAUCCGGUCAAGACGGCUGUGAUUAACCAACCUGCGAGUGGUGAGAAGCGCACUGGCAAUGGUGGCCCUCCAGACCGCAAUGAUAAUGGCGGUUCCACCGAGAAGAAACGGAGGAGUAGUGGCGUUGGGGGCAAGGCUAGCAGUUUCCUGGCUUCGGCCAAGAAUUCUUUGAAUUUCUCCCAGGUCGGCCGUGGCAACUCGGAUAUGGGUGCCCAAACGCCGCUGCAGAAGUUGGGCAAACAGGAUCCUGCUUUGGUCGUGCCUCAGGGCCAGCACAACAAUUCCGCGGGCGAAUCGGUACCGGGUCCAAAAUCCACGUUUCGGGUUGGCGUUUGGGAGGAUAGGAACAAAAAAUGCCGCCGAACCAUGGAAGACACUCAUGCGUUCUUGUACAACUUCCUAGCUACGCCCCAAACCAUCGGGGAUGCGUCAGCGAAACCCACGUCUGAAAUGGGCGAUGCGGAGGGAACCUUGGAAAAGGAAAUGGCCGAGUCUGACAAUGGGUAUUUCGCCAUCUUUGACGGUCAUGCGGGCACCUUUGCUGCGGACUGGUGCGGUAAGAAACUUCAUCUCAUACUCGAAGAAACUAUACGGAAGAACCCCAACACGUCGAUUCCAGAAAUAUUGGAUCAGACUUUUACGACUGUUGAUGCACAGCUGGAGAAGCUCCCACUGAAAAACAGCGGCUGCACAGCUGCCAUAGCGCUCCUUCGAUGGGAGCAUCGCGUCUCCAACGACAAACUGGCUCUGGUCAAUCCCACCAAACCACCUUUCAAGUCCAAUGAAGCCAAUGCAUCGAAUGCAUCAGACAAGGACAAAACAGCGACAACUACGCAGUCGCUUGCUAGGAGCGUCUCUGCCUCUCAUGCCGAUGCGGCACACUUGAAAAGCAAGCCGUUUACGGCACGCCAACGUAUCCUAUACACUGCCAAUGUUGGCGACGCUCGCAUAAUUCUGUGUCGCGGGGGCAAGGCUCUGCGGUUGUCGUAUGACCACAAGGGCAGCGACAAGAACGAGGGCAAGCGAAUUGCCAAUGCUGGCGGCUUGAUCUUGAACAAUCGCGUCAAUGGUGUUCUUGCCGUCACUCGUGCAUUGGGCGAUGCUUACAUAAAGGAUCUUGUGACUGGACACCCAUACACCACAGAGACCGUAAUACAGCCUGACCUGGAUGAAUUUAUCAUUAUCGCUUGUGAUGGUCUCUGGGAUGUUUGUGGUGACCAGGACGCCGUCGAUCUGGUCCGUGAGAUACAAGACCCCGUCGCGGCUUCCAAACUCCUAGUGGAACACGCCCUGGGUCGUUUCAGUACCGACAACCUUUCAUGUAUGAUUGUUCGCUUCGAUAAGACGGCCACGGCAGCCCGAGGCAAAUUCGCAGGCGAGAGCGAAGCCGGGCUUGACGGCAAUCCAUCGGUUAAGAUCAGCGAAGCUGAGAAGAUUCUUCUUGAAACCAAGGAGAGAAUCGCCCAGGGAACCACGCCAGCCGUGGGGGUGUCUGCGAGCAAUAGCGGCCGUGGCUACGAUCUUGUGCCUACAGAGGGAGACGAGGUUGUGGUGACCACACUGAGCGAAGCGCUAGACGAUGUGGAAGGGGAAGGGGAAGGCGCCGACACCGCGGGUGAGGGGGACAGCCCAGAGGUGAGCACAUCCACCGAGGUGAAGAUGGCGCCUGUCGAGGACAAGACCACGGACGUGCCUGAUGAAGUUUCCAAUAAAUGA